Molecule: messenger RNA, 1431 nt
Organism: Lutzomyia longipalpis
Lineage: Eukaryota; Metazoa; Arthropoda; Insecta; Diptera; Psychodidae
Gene: Rpn5
Product: 26S proteasome non-ATPase regulatory subunit 12
Exons: 1
Coding region: 1-1368 (455 amino acids)
Cellular component (GO): proteasome regulatory particle, lid subcomplex; nuclear proteasome complex; cytoplasm
Source: RefSeq, a predicted model, not a curated record
AUGGAUAAUCGAUUUGAUGCUGUAAAUGAGUUCGAUCGGGGAAAAAUCGUGAAAAUGGAGGUGGACUACUCUUCGACGUGUGACGAGAAGAUUCCUCUUUGCAAGGAAAUGGCCAAAAAUGAAGCCAAAUUCCACGAAGCAAUUGAUAUUCUGCUGCAAUUGGAGAAGCAGACACGCCUGGGAGCUGAUAUGAUUUCCUGCUCACGAGUCUUGGUGGCCAUCUGUCAGAUUUGCUUCGAGGCUGGCAAUUGGAAUGCCCUGAAUGAGUACAUCUCGCUCCUGGUGAAGAGGCGCUCGCAGCUGAAGCAGUCCGUGGUUAAGAUGAUCCAGGAGUGUGCAACAUACGUUGAUAAGACACCGGAUAAGGAGACAAAGCUGAAGCUCAUCAAUACACUGAGAACUGUCACAGAGGGGAAGAUUUAUGUGGAAGUGGAACGUGCAAGGCUCACGCAGAUCCUUGCUGGGAUCAAGGAGGCUGAUGAGGACAUUGCAGGUGCUGCGGCAAUCAUGGAGGAGCUCCAGGUGGAAACUUACGGCUCCAUGGCAAAGCGGGAGAAGGUUGAGCUAAUCCUCGAGCAGAUGCGCCUCUGCCUGGCAAAGCAGGACUUUGUCCGGACGCAAAUAAUCGCCAAGAAGAUCAGUACGAAGUUCUUUGAUGAUCCCGAACAGCAGGAUUUGAAAUUCAAAUACUACGGCCUGAUGAUUCGCCUCGAUCAGGAUUCUUCCUUCAUCCGCACUUCACGGCACUACCAAGCCGUUGUGGACAGUGAGGUGAUCAGCAAUACGCCCGAGAGGAGGCAGAAAAUGAUGACAUUCGCCGUGCUUUACUGCAUCCUGUCGCCGUAUGACAAUGAGCAGCAGGAUAUGAUGCACAAUUUGUCAAAGAAGAAACUCCUGGAGGAGAUUCCCAUCUACAAGGAGCUCCUGCGUCUCUUCAUGUGCAAGGAGCUCAUCAACUUCAAGGCAGUCUCCAAUGUGUACGGCCAGGAGUUGCUUAGCUUUGAAAUCUUCAACCAAGAGACGGCACAUGGGAAGAAGUGCUGGGCUGAGCUGAAGAAUCGCCUCAUUGAGCACAACAUCCGCAUCAUUUCGAACUACUACACGCGGAUCACGUUGCAGCGCAUGAGUGAGCUCCUCGAGCUUCCGGACAAUGAGACGGAAGAGUACCUCUCGCGGCUCGUCAAUAGUGGUACGCUCACCGUGAAAAUUGAUCGCCCCUCUGGGAUUAUUCACUUUGCCGCCAAGAAAGCCCCAUCCGAUGUCCUCAACGAUUGGGCGUCCGGAAUUAAUGAACUCAUGAGUCUCGUCAAUAAGACUUGUCAUCUCAUCAACAAGGAGGAAUGCAUAAAUAAUGUCAUGAGUCCCUAAUUACUGCUAAACUUCUUCAAAUUAUAUAUCUUUUUUUGCUAAAUAAAAAACAUUGAUAAUUUU